CCGUGAACGCUCGUUACAUCCUCGUUUCUACAAUGAAAUUCAGCUACUGAACAAAAACACUGUGAUUCGUUUAAAAAUGUGGAAGUAUAAUGUUAUAUUUGUGAUGUUCCUGGCCAUCUCCCUCGUUGUUGUAUCCUCGCUUCCGAGCCCAACGACGGCAGACGACGAUGAUGAUGACGAGGACCCAACACCCACGCAGGUCCGAGCCGACGCCGACGACGACGGCCGCGUCUAUAAGAACCCCAGGAACUCCCCGUCAGCAGAGUGUCCUCGGGAUGAAGUGCAGGCCACUAUGCUGGGACAAAAAUGUUUGCGGAAGUGCUCCUCUGACGAGGACUGCAAGAGUAAGAAGAAGAAAUGCCUCUGCGACGCGGCCUGCGGCAUGUCCUGCAUCAAACCAGAUCGAGAAUGUCCCGACUUGGAGCAGCCGGAAGUCGGCCAUGUGACGGUAGAUGGAAAGUUAUUCGGUGGGAAGGCGACGUAUUCCUGUCCACAUGGCUACCACGUGGUGGGACUGCAGAGUCGGAGCUGCCAGGCCGACGGCAAGUGGGCUGGACAGCCACCAGCCUGCAAGGAGAACAUUUACUGCCUGCAACCACCUACAAUAGAGCACGCCCGCCAUUCUGCAUUACCUGAACAGGCCACAUUCGAUCUGGACGCAACAGUUCAGUACAUCUGCCACACUGGCUACGUCACCAACGGUUUCCCUAGAGCCAAGUGUCUAGCAAUAGACGGACAGGCCUCGUGGUAUGGACCAGAUAUAAGUUGCGAACCUCGUUCCUGCGGUGAACCAGGAGAUGUCCCCCACGGGUGGGUCACCGCAGACUGCCACACCUUCGGUUGUCGCGCAGUGGUCCAGUGCGGUCAAGGGUUCGAGCUGGUCGGCAAGGCUGAGAGAUACUGCCAGGCUGAUGGUGUUUGGGCUCCCAAGGAGCUGCCCACUUGUGUCCUGGUGACCCAGGUGCAGUGCCCACCGCCUGAAGCCCCCAGACACGGCAAGGCUGUGUACACAUCGUGUGCUUACAACUCAGUGGUGUCAUAUGAAUGCAAAUAUGGAUACCGGCUCGUUGGAGACGCCACCAGGCGCUGCGGAGCUGACAAGAAGUGGUCCGGAGCUCAGCCAAUGUGUAAAGAGAUCAACUGCGGACACCCAGGACAACUGUGGAACGGAUGGCUAGAGAACAUAUCAUCAGGAACUGGUCUUGGAGCAUCGCUUAUAUUCAGAUGCCAGGAUGGCAUGAGGAUGGAAGGAAACGGAUCUGCUAUUUGCCAAAGUGAUGGCACUUGGAGUCAUCCCUUACCAAUGUGUUUAGCUCCUUGCGUGGUGCCCCACGUGUCGCAGGGACGGGUCGUACUGGUGGAGAAUAAGACUGGUGAAAAUGAUACACAGGAAACCAAUACUCAGAUUGUUGGCAGCAGUUCUAUGGUGCAACACGGCGAGAUAAUCCUGGUAGACUGCGAGAAGAAUUACGAGUUCCCCUCCAACAACGCGGCGGUCACCUGCAACAACGGCACCUGGACACAGAUCCCCAGAUGUCAGCCAGCCAGAUGCAAGAAAAUGCCCAAGUAUCCACGCAACGGUAUGGUAAUCGCCCCCAAGACAGAGCACGGGAUGAAGGCCAGGUUCCGCUGCAAGGAUGGAUACGAGCUGAAAGGGAACCCGAUCGUCGUCUGCUCAUUUGGCAACUGGAGCGGGGAGGCGCCCAAAUGUGAAGAAGUUUUCUGUCCAUUUCCCGGCUAUAUUGAAAAUGGGAAGGUUUUGCUUGUUGGGAAUAUGGGACUUUACGACUACCGUCCUUAUGUGAAAAAGGUAGUAAAUAACAAACAAAUAAUGUACGAGUGUGAGAAAGGGUAUGUAUUGUCAGAAGGACCUCCGGGAGCCACUUGUGUGGGUGGUCAUUGGAGCCCCAGAGAAUUACCUAAGUGCACACUAUACCAGCAUCCACGGAUACGAUGGAGCCGUAGACGACGUUCUGUCACAGAACCUGAAAUACGACAUCGCAGAGAUGUCUACCUACGCCAAUAUUACAACCACAUAAAAAGACAAACAGAUCCAACACAGCAAUAUGUCGAUCAACUGUAUAACAAAUAUAACCAUAACACCCAAAAACAAACAUUAAGACACGCAAACUUUAAGCUUAUGAAGAAAUUCGAUACAGACUUUGAAGAAGAUAUGGUUGCUGGUGGUGAUAUUGAGGGUUCUGAUGAAGAAAACUUUCCCACUGCUGUGUAUACGGUUUAUAAUGUACAAGGAGAACCAAUUGGUCAUAGAUUGUACUCUUACCAGCCUGUAUAUGAACCGGAAGAUGACGAUUUAGUUAUACACGAAGAUGCAUCGGAAUAUGAAAAUUCUGAGGAAUUGAAUGAUCUCUCUCAUGUUACUGUAUUAAAAGGAGGGUUAUUUCCUGAUCAUGAUUCAGACAGUAACGGAAACGCAAAGAAUAUUGAUAAACUGAAACAUCAAUAUUUCGAACGGUAUGUAGAUAAACGUAGAAAGAGAUUUUUAACUUCAAAAAAUAUUGAUGACAAUAAAAAAGAAUUGAAUGUUGAUAUACAAACAGAUGUCUCUAUCGAAACUACUACUGGUACAGUGGAAACUACAACAAAAUCAAGAAAAAGACGUGACGUACACACUGGAGAAAAUUUUAGAGAAACAGUAACUGUAAAACCUACUAUAAAAGCCUUUGAGUCAAUUAACGACGUUAAUGGAGACUUUUUAAAAGUAAUACCAUUACAGACUCAAACACAAAAUGAUACCGUAAAAGUAUACGGCGAGGAUAUAGCAGUUAUUCCAUUACAGUAUAAUAAUACUAAUUCUACUGAAGUAGACAAUAUUAUUGAUAGACGAGAAAAGAGAACGAGUAGAAAAACGGAUAGACUGAAUCAAACUACAGCAACAGUACCAAAAACAGGCAGAGAAGGAAAAGGUGGCAGACGUAAUCUUCAAGCAGAAGCCAGCAGUGAAGAGAAUCAAAGUGCAGAAGUAAAAGAAGCAGCAGAAGGAACAAAUAAAACAGAUCUCAACCAAACAGAAAAAGCGAAGGUAUCCAAAAAGUCGAAUGGUCGUCCAAAAAGUCCUUGCGAAGCAAUAGAAAGUGAACCGUAUGUCAAUAUAGAAAUAGUCAAAUACGGCCGGGACCCAAACAAUACGUUUAGCUCUGGUACAAUAGUACGAGUUGCGUGCGGUAAGGGCUAUGGAUUGAAUUUGGAAAACAACGCGACAGCCAAGUGUGUGCGAGGCAGGUGGAAGCCGGAGAAACCGAAAUGCGAAAUACUGCCCUGCCAUGUGCCCUCCACGGAGUAUGGUAUUUACACCAUGCCUACAGAAUCUGGGCCCUUGACUGCCAGCCAAGUGCUGGGCUCGGGCCUCGGGACUGGGGAGGAGAAGGAAUUGAAUGAGACAGAUGCUGUACCCAAUGGACAGGUCAUACAUUUCUCUUGUGAGUAUGGUUAUAACGUGCAAGGACCAACUAACCUUCGUUGUUGGCUCGGGGAGUGGGCGGUGACCAGCAUGCCUGAAUGUGUGGCAGCCCCGUGCGAGCUGCCACUGCUGCACGGCGCGUCGUACGAGGCGGGGUACCGUGCGGGGCUGACCGUGGCGCACGCGUCCUCCAUCGACAUCGCGUGUGAGGCCGGCCGGGCGCCGCCCGCCACGCUCAACUGCCAUCUGGGGCGGCUGCAGCCCACCGUCCAUGACUUCUGCAGACCUUUAGCAAACCUUUCACGACCUCGACCAACAUCCGAAUUUCAAAGUGGCUCUGACAUCGUGCGGGAAGAUAUAUCUGAAUUGGAACCUGACAUUGAUGACAAGACUAUCACAGAUUGCGGUCCUCCAGCACGGGUACAGGGUACUCUGAUAUACCGCGAUGGUACAGAGGUGAACGGGACGGUUGUUGUGGAAGGGUAUCCGCAUGGUACAGAGAUCACGUUUCGAUGCAUCGCCUCUAUAAUGGGUGAGAAAACCACGUGGAAACUCAUUUGCGAACAAGGAAACUGGGUCGGGAAGAGCUUCAACUGUGAAGAAUUAGAAGCACAAAGUGAAGAAUUACUCAAUAAUAACAGCUGCACGUUCCGCAACGAGGAACCACACGUGGUGUCCUUCUACAACGAUCUGGAAAUCACUGAAACUGUCGACUUUUCAGCCGGAGCUGUAAUUAUAUCUAGAUGUAGCGACGUCGGGAAGUACGCGAUGACCGGCUCCCAAGCUCGCAGAUGUUUGGGCGGUGCUUGGGACGGAGUUAAACCCACUUGUUUUGGUCUCAACCAGGAAAAUGAUUACGCCAUGGAGAAGCCUCCUACGAUCCUGUUCAGACACUCCCAGGGUCCGAUCGCGCAGACCAACGACGGCAAGCUGCUCGUGUAUCCAGGAACUGUGCUGCACAUGGAGUGCCUCUGGAUGAGGAGAUUCGGCAACCCCAAGUGGAACGUCACCCAUCAUUAUCCUGAUGUGGACCGUAAGUACCCAGAGGGCUGGACCACGGACCCCGGCCGCGACAGCCAGCUGGAGUACCGACUCAGCAUUAUGGGCGCCGUCAAGGAGGACUCUGGAGUGUACCGCUGCGAAACUCCGGCCCGCCAGACUCACCAGGUCGAGGUCAUUGUGGAAGACGUGCACUGCCCGCCGCUGCCGCUGCGGCGCGGGCUGGUGUCGAGCGGGGCGGGCACGCGGCUGGGGACCGAGGUGUCGUUCUCGUGCGCCAACGGGAACGCGCUGCUCGGGGCCCACGUCCUCACCUGCCGCGCCUCCGGCAACUGGAGCGCGCCCCUGCCCGUCUGCGAGAGCGUGGAGUGCGGCGACGUGGUGCAGGACGGGGCGCUGCGCGCGGGCGAGCGGCGGGCGCGGGUGGCGGUGGUGUCGCGCGGGGUGGGGGGGCGCGCCGCGUUCUCGUGCGCGGCCGGCUGGGCGCUGCGCGGGCCCGCGGAGACCGUCUGCCUGCCCGCCGCGCGCUGGGCCAGGCCCUUCCCAGUCUGCGCAGAGGUAUCCUGCCCAGCGCUGCCUCCUCCAGCGUCAGGUUACGUGCUCGGUCGAGCCCCGUACCGCGCUGGCGACGUGCUGCAGUUCCACUGCAACCCUGAGCACACGCUGCACGGCAGACCAAUCCUCGUGUGCCAGGACAGCGGCCGGUGGAGCGACAAGCCUCCCACUUGUGCUCAGGCGUGCACAUAUCCGGGUACAACUAUAUCCGGGCGGAUGUCUUCAGUGAAAUUCUAUUACAAGAUCGGUGAAUCUGUCACAUUUACCUGCGAACCCGGGUAUAGGCUGAAGGGCGCGCCUAUGCUAAGAUGUUUGAAAAAUAGGAAAUGGUCCAACGCGAUUCCACUUUGCACUCCGAUUAACAACUACACGUCACCGGAUUCAGUCGCCAUGUUGACCGGCGACAUCGACGCCAUGUUGUCCGACGCCAUCUUGCCGGCGGACAUUUUGAAUACACACGAGACUCCCGCCAUCUUGUCGCCAGAGAGUUAUAAAGCGGCUAUGACGAGAGUCGCCGCAGCGAAGUUUUUACGACGAGCUCCAAUUGAAAAUUACAAGAACAGGAUCUAUAGGGUAAAUAGGUUGUUAAGAAGGGACACUGAGAGAUAAUUUAUAAAUAUGUAGGAAUUGAUUUUAUGUAGUUACGUUAGAUAUGGUUGAAAAAGUGGCUUAGUUACAUACAUAUAAAUGUCAUUUUCAAUUGUUCUCUGUAAAAUAAAAUAAGUGUAAUAGUUUGAAUCAAUCAAAAAAUAUGUCAUAGACUAGCUGUUACUAUAUCCGUGUGAUUUUUUUUAUUAAAGUAAAUAAAAUUCAAAAAAUAAAAGUAGCCAAGUUACUCCUCGUAAUUAUCUGUCUGCAAGCGAGAGGUUCGUCAGAAUUGGUCCAGCCGUUUCAGAAAUUAGCAAGAAUAGAUAGACAGCCAAAAAAAAUGUUUUUUAUGUUAGUUCUGCAUAUACUUUCAUAAGCAUUUAUUGAAGAGCUAUAAUAUUGAAAUUACAAACAGAUACUCCAAUUAUAUAGAUGAACUAGCUUUUGGCCGCGGU
Achroia grisella is the source of this 6018-nucleotide messenger RNA. RefSeq lists its product as uncharacterized. The record is from RefSeq and is a predicted model, not a curated record. NCBI's taxonomy places the organism in Eukaryota, Metazoa, Arthropoda, Insecta, Lepidoptera, Pyralidae. Bases 77 to 5584 code for a protein of 1835 amino acids. Gene Ontology annotation, cellular component: extracellular region. Gene Ontology annotation, molecular function: peptidase inhibitor activity. The transcript is spliced from 31 exons.